ACGAAACUCGUGCUCAAAGAAACCGUCUCCUUGCGAACCGGGAACCGCGAGUAGCGAGCUACCGUCGCAGUUCAUUCGGAUCGGCCAGGGGAAGCUCCGGCCUCGGCGGAAGCAACAAGGAGACAGAGGUCGAUCCUCGGCUCAAACCCUAGGAAGCAAAUAUGGAGGAAGAGCUAAUGACGAGGCUGGAGGUAGCCGUGGCGCGGCUGGAGGCGCUUUCCGCCGAGCCACCCUCCCCCGCAGCCUCGUCCAGAAGCAUUUGCCAUGACGCUGCCAUGGAUACGUCCAUCUCAGCGUUCGACGAUCUCGUUUCGGAUUCCUUGGGCCGGGUUUUGGAGGCUGCGGGUAAGAUCGGCGGGGAGGUUCUCGACGCGACGAAAGUAAUGGAGGAGGCAUUCUCGGUGCUUAAGCAGCUCAUUGUCAAGUCCAAGCGCUGCCAGAAUCCAGGUGUUGCUGGUACGGCAGAGUUUUUGAGGCCACUCAAUAAUGUGAUUGCCAAAGCCAAUUCCCUAACCGAAGGGAAACGAUCUGAAUAUUUCAACCAUUUAAAAGCAGUUGCUGAUAGUUUAACAGCUCUGGCUUGGAUAGGUUACACAGGAAAGGACUGUGGCAUGAGAAUGCCAAGUGCACAUUUAGAAGAAAGCUGGCAAAUGGCUGAAUUCUACAGCAAUAAGAUUCUUGUGGAAUAUAAGAAUAAGGAACCAGAACAUAUAAAUUGGGCAAAGUCAAUGAAGGAAUUGUAUUUCCCUGGCUUGUGUGACUAUGUAAAGAACUUCUACCCCCUGGGUCCUGCUUGGGGCAUAGCUGUGUCAACAUUGCCGUCAUCUUCUUCAAGCAUAAAAGCUCCUACAUCAAGCACCCCUGGUGCACCACCACCACCAAAAGCUCCUCUUAUUUCCGCAGAAACUGUACAAUCACGUCCUAGAGGAGGAAUGUCUGCUGUCUUCGAAGAAAUCAAUUCAGGAAAUUCAGUAACUGCAGGCUUGAGAAAAGUUACAGAUGAUAUGAAGACUAAAAACUGUGUUGAUAGAAGUGGUGCAGUAGCCUCAGCUGAAAAAGGUGGUUGUGCCAGUUCUUUUACAAACACCAAAGUGCCCCCCAAGUUGGAGCUCCAAAUGGGACGCAAAUGGGCAGUUGAAAAUCACAUUGGAAAUAAGAACUUGAUUAUUGAAGACUGUGACACAAAGCAGUCUGUAUACAUAUACGGGUGCAAGGAUUCAGUAUUACAAGUCAAAGGAAAAGUGAAUAACAUAACUGUUGAUAAAUGCACUAAAAUGGGGGUCCUGUUCACGGAGGUUGUAGCUGCUUUUGAAAUUGUAAACUGCAAUGGUGUUGAAGUGCAAUGUCAGAGUUGUGCACCAACUAUAUCGAUAGACAAUACUUCUGGCUGCCAAUUAUAUCUGAGCAAUGAUUCACUUGGGGCUUCUAUAACUACUGCUAAGUCAAGUGAUAUUAAUGUGUUGGUCCCAGAUGCAGGUCCUAAUAGUGACUGGGUAGAGCAUCCCUUGCCACAGCAGUUUAUCCACACUUACAAAGAUGGCCAGUUCACAACAUCACCACUCUCUCAUUCUGGAGCUUGAACAUCUUUUACAACAAUUUUUGUUGUUGCCUUUGGAAGCAUUCUAAUUUAGCUGAGAAAUAUUAAGAUUAUAUCGUCUUUGACACCAUUUUAUAGGGUUUAGGUUUAUGUUCCGUCUGCUCCUCCGAUGCUACUUAAACUACAUUGAGUUUUGAAUUGUUACAAAUAACACACAUUCUGCAUUGAUGGUUGAUGAAGGAUAUAUCAUUUUGUUUAUGAUUAUUGUUAAUUUCGCUCCAUUACU
Zingiber officinale is the source of this 1823-nucleotide messenger RNA. RefSeq names its product cyclase-associated protein 1-like. Gene Ontology annotation, molecular function: adenylate cyclase binding; actin binding. The coding region runs from base 162 to 1580 and encodes 472 amino acids. Gene Ontology annotation, biological process: regulation of adenylate cyclase activity; cytoskeleton organization. The transcript has 11 exons. The record is from RefSeq and is a predicted model, not a curated record. Gene Ontology annotation, cellular component: cytoplasm. NCBI's taxonomy places the organism in Eukaryota, Viridiplantae, Streptophyta, Magnoliopsida, Zingiberales, Zingiberaceae.